Messenger RNA from Talpa occidentalis (Iberian mole), 1194 nucleotides. It is a transcript of the gene NCF1, whose product is annotated as neutrophil cytosolic factor 1. Gene Ontology annotation, cellular component: NADPH oxidase complex; cytoplasm. Gene Ontology annotation, biological process: superoxide anion generation; respiratory burst. The transcript has 11 exons. The record is from RefSeq and is a predicted model, not a curated record. Gene Ontology annotation, molecular function: phosphatidylinositol binding; protein binding; superoxide-generating NADPH oxidase activator activity. NCBI's taxonomy places the organism in Eukaryota, Metazoa, Chordata, Mammalia, Eulipotyphla, Talpidae. Bases 19 to 1194 code for a protein of 391 amino acids.
CCCGCGCUCGGCCCAGCCAUGGGCGACACCUUCAUCCGCAGCAUCGCCCUCCUGGGCUUCGAGAAGCGCUUCGUCCCCAGCCAGCACUACGUAUACAUGUUCCUGGUGAAGUGGCAAGAUCUGUCUGAGAAGUUGGUCUACCGGCGCUUUACCGAGAUCUACGAGUUCCACAAAAUGUUAAAGGAGAUGUUUCCUAUAGAGGCAGGGGACAUCAGCGCUGAAAACAGGAUCAUCCCCCACCUGCCAGCCCCAAGGUGGUUUGAUGGGCAGCGGGCCACGGAGAACCGCCAGGGCACGCUGACCGAGUACUUCAACGGGCUCAUGGGCCUGCCAGUCAAGAUCUCCCGAUGCCCCCACCUCCUCAACUUCUUCAAAGUUCGCCCAGAUGACCUUAAACUUCCCUCGGACAACGAGGUGAAAAAGCCAGAGACAUACCUGGUGCCUAAAGAUGGCAAGAGCAGUAUAGCUGACAUCACAGGCCCCAUCAUCCUGCAGACGUACCGCGCCAUCGCUGACUACGGGAAGAACUCGGGCUCGGAGAUGGCGCUGGCCACGGGGGACGUGGUGGACGUCGUGGAGAAGAGCCAGAGCGGCUGGUGGUUCUGCCAAAUGAAGACAAAGCGUGGCUGGGUCCCGGCAUCCUACUUGGAACCCCUGGACAGUCCCGAUGAGGCUGAGGACCCGGAGCCCAACUAUGAAGGUGAGUGCUACGUCGCCAUCAAAGCCUAUGACUCUGUGAUGGGGGAUGAGAUAUCCCUGCAGGAGGGUGAAACCAUCGAGGUCAUUCAUAAGCUCCUGGACGGCUGGUGGGUCAUCAGGAAAGACGAUGUCACAGGCUACUUCCCGUCCAUGUACCUGCAGAAGUCCGGUGAGGACCAGGCCCAAGCCCCUCGCCCGAUCAAGAGCCGAGGGGCGCCACCUCGCAGGUCGUCCAUCCGAAACGCGCACAGCAUCCACCAGCGCUCGCGGAAGCGCCUCAGCCAGGACACCUACAAACGAAACAGUGUUCGCUACUUGCAGCAGCGGCGCCGCCAGGCGCGACCCGGCGCGCAGAGCUCCCCGCGCCCGCCGCAGGAGCAGUCGCAGACCGACCGCGCGAAGCCGCAGCCCGCUGUACCCCCACGGCCCAGCGCAGACCUCAUCCUGCACCGCUGCAGCGAGAGCACCCGACGGAAGCUGUCGUCCGCCACUUGA